Molecule: messenger RNA, 1023 nt
Organism: Cladophialophora bantiana CBS 173.52
Lineage: Eukaryota; Fungi; Ascomycota; Eurotiomycetes; Chaetothyriales; Herpotrichiellaceae
Exons: 1
Coding region: 1-1023 (340 amino acids)
Source: RefSeq, a predicted model, not a curated record
AUGUCGCAAAUCUCAGUGCUAGGCUUCUCGCCUUCGCGGUCAGCCGAAGAAGGGAUCAACGCCAUCCACUGGGCAAUCCUGCUUACACCAACAACCGAAGCACGGCAGCAACAUGCGACACAAGCGUCACCGGCACCGAGACCGAAAGCCAAGUCUUUCUUCUCGACUCAACGGCUCCUGUCAAAGACGAACAGCGACAGCGCUCCGCCGCCUGAAACGGCCCUCUUUGACAUGCAAAAUCACCAGCUCCGCCAGCAGGUGUUCCCUGUUCCCGUCAAAGCCAAAGGAGACUCGAACGAGCAUACGGGCUCGUCAUCAGAUGCGGAUGAUGCUGCAGCACAGACCCCACGGGCGACAACGACAAACAUAAGGUCAGACAUCCCUAACGAACCGUUCCGUCUGUCUCUGCGGAUCCUUCUGAGCACGCAUCAUCUACCUGUCGCCAAACUCGCGUCAAAGGUCUCCACCUUGCUCUACCGAACACCAACCUACGGGCCGGAGGAGGACUGGCUGCUCGCUGCGCUCGACAUGCUCGUAGGCGCGGGCAUCCUCGAGCCGGCACAGAACUUCGAUGUCGAUUCUGUCCUCGCGUUCGCCGGAGAGGCGGUCAAGGAGUAUCUUUCGCAGAUCGAGCAAGGCCACCAGCGGGAGCGCGAAGUCCUGGAACUGAACUACGCGAGCCACGUGAGGAGCAUGGAGCAGGUCAAAACCAUGUUUGAGCGCCACCAACAGCAGACCACCCCGCCUUAUACGCCAUCGCAAACACCGUCUCCACCCGCUGCUGCCGCUGUUGCUGCAUCAGAUGCAGAGAGGAGAGGGUCGGGGACGAAAUCCCGCCACUCCUCCAAACCCAAAUCGUCAAAAAGUCCAACCGACGUGCUGGCCAAGUCGUACAAGUUUCUGGGUCUGCGCAUCUCGCCGUCGCCGACGUCGUACGCGCCGCGGCACAGGUGGACAUCAGGCGAAGGUACGAAGCGCGCGUAUUUUGAGCGCCAGGAUGAUCCGUACGGAGGGCUGAUGUGA